CGGGCCUCUUCCUGCGGCUGAGGACGCGCUCGGGCGGUGCUUCGAGAUCGCGGCUCGGCGGUGGUGACGAGCCCGCGCCCGGCGGAGCUGUGAAUCUGAGCAAUUUGCAAGUGUGGCAGACAGCAAGUCUGAGCUUAUUCUUCAUUAACUGGCGAACUGCUCCACUUGUGUGUCUGGGAUAAUGCUCCUACAGAGUGUUGCAUGUAAAAUAAGGUUCUUCUUCACGUAGCCAAAUAGAGCUAUAACCGUUCUGUAGUUUAAUUUAAAUUGUGCCAAAAAUAUUUUGCUUCAUGUUGGAUGCAGGGCUCCCAUCUGACAGUCUUCCAAAAAUGAUCUUAUUCUUCCUAAAUUUAAUUUUUUUCUCUUUUAAAUGCUGCGCGUGUUUAUUUUAAGGUUUACUUCAUUCUCAUUUGGUCAUUGCUUUUCCCAUAGUUCAGUGGUUUCCCGUUUCUCACUCCAUUUCUGGAGGGGUAGAAGCCUGUGACUAUCAGUGUGGAAGCAGAACACCUUUCUGUUCUUUUAAUAGAUUUUUUUUUUUUUUUUACAAAAAGUUAAGCUUAUUGCUUUGAAUAAUUAAAUUAAAUGAAUUAAAUGUAAUCCUAAGUGAAUAGCUAUCGAAAAUGAAAUUUAGGCAAGCAAUGCCCUUGUAAAAAGGGUUAAUUUACAUUAGAAUUAGAAUUUAGUGGUUGAAUGUGAAAGGCCUGUGCAGUUUGCAGCUGUUAUUACUCUCAGAAAAUGAAUAUUUGGAGUGGAAGUGUGGUGAGCAUCAGGCAGCAUCGUUCAUCUUUGCAGAUGUGGUAGCAUUAUUAGCAUCCCUCUUACCUCUGGGGCACAGUUAUCUUCAAUUUCCAGACAGAAGUUUUAUCUUCUAUCAAAUUCUGGCUCUGCAGUGUAGCUGUUGAGCAGUGCUGUGCUGUUUAUUAGGUUCCAGCCUGCCUUAAAUCUCUGCUAAAUGUGGGAGGGAGAGAUACCUCGUGGCUCCAAGCAAGGAGCUAGAGUGAGCACCCUGUUACUUCAGAUAUUUUUUCCUUUGAUAGAAUAGUUUUAAGGAUUCAGGGAGGCAGGCAGUUUGCUAACUUUAUAGUGUGUGUGUUCUGUUUGCUAAAGAAUCUUUGUGCAGCUGUGGUGAAAAUAUUUUUAAUGUUGUUGUUUUCUUCUGCUUUAUCCUCUGCAAUCCAGGUGUUGUUAAUCUGGGCUGUGAAUUUGUAACUGGGUCUUGAAGUGUAGGGUGAAGGUUUCUCUUCACAGUGCAUGGACGGAAAGCCAAUGCGCAGGUGUACCAGCACUCGCCCAGGAGAGACCGGAAUGGACGUGACCAGCCGCUGCACCCUCGGAGAUCCCAACAAGCUGCCUGAAGGGGUGCCGCAGCCCGCGCGCAUGCCCUACAUCUCCGACAAGCACCCGCGGCAGACCCUGGAGGUCAUCAACCUGCUGCGAAAGCACCGGGAACUCUGCGAUGUGGUGCUGGUAGUGGGGGCCAAGAAGAUCUACGCCCACAGGGUGAUCCUGUCAGCCUGCAGCCCCUACUUCCGAGCCAUGUUCACUGGGGAGCUGGCGGAGUCGCGGCAGACGGAAGUCGUGAUCAGGGACAUCGAUGAACGGGCCAUGGAGCUGCUCAUCGACUUUGCCUACACCUCGCAGAUCACUGUGGAAGAGGGAAAUGUCCAGACCUUGUUGCCAGCUGCUUGCCUUCUCCAGCUGGCUGAGAUCCAGGAGGCCUGCUGUGAGUUCCUCAAGAGACAGUUGGACCCUUCCAAUUGCCUGGGCAUCCGGGCUUUUGCUGACACUCACUCUUGCCGUGAAUUGCUGAGGAUUGCUGACAAAUUCACACAGCACAACUUCCAGGAGGUGAUGGAGAGUGAGGAGUUCAUGCUGCUUCCUGCCAACCAGCUCAUAGACAUCAUAUCCAGUGAUGAGUUAAACGUGCGCAGUGAAGAGCAAGUGUUCAACGCUGUGAUGGCCUGGGUGAAAUACAGCAUUCAGGAGAGAAGACCCCAGCUGUCACAGGUCCUGCAGCAUGUCCGUCUGCCCCUGCUGAGUCCCAAGUUUCUUGUGGGUACAGUGGGUUCUGAUCCACUCAUUAAAAGCGAUGAGGAAUGCAGGGAUCUGGUGGAUGAAGCCAAAAACUACCUGCUGCUGCCCCAAGAGCGGCCACUGAUGCAGGGACCGCGAACAAGGCCACGCAAACCCAUCCGCUGUGGAGAGGUACUCUUUGCAGUGGGGGGCUGGUGCAGCGGGGACGCGAUUUCCAGCGUGGAGCGCUAUGACCCCCAAACUAACGAGUGGAGGAUGGUGGCUUCCAUGAGCAAGAGGCGCUGUGGCGUCGGGGUCAGCGUCCUGGAUGACCUCCUCUAUGCUGUGGGAGGCCAUGAUGGCUCCUCUUACCUUAACAGUGUAGAAAGGUAUGAUCCAAAGACCAAUCAGUGGAGCAGUGAUGUGGCUCCCACCAGCACCUGCAGGACCAGUGUUGGGGUAGCAGUUCUUGGAGGUUACCUCUAUGCUGUGGGUGGCCAAGAUGGUGUCUCUUGUCUCAACAUCGUGGAAAGGUAUGAUCCGAAAGAAAACAAAUGGACUCGAGUGGCUUCCAUGAGCACCAGGCGCCUGGGAGUGGCGGUGGCUGUGCUGGGAGGCUUCCUCUAUGCUGUGGGAGGCUCUGAUGGAACAUCUCCCCUCAAUACUGUGGAACGCUACAACCCCCAGGAGAACCGCUGGCACACGAUUGCCCCCAUGGGCACGAGGAGAAAGCACCUGGGCUGUGCCGUGUACCAGGACAUGAUCUAUGCUGUGGGAGGCAGGGAUGACACCACAGAGCUCAGCAGUGCUGAGCGGUACAACCCACGCACCAACCAGUGGUCUCCCGUGGUCGCCAUGACGUCCCGGCGGAGUGGAGUUGGCCUGGCCGUGGUGAAUGGACAGCUAAUGGCAGUGGGGGGCUUUGAUGGCACAACGUACCUGAAGACCAUUGAGGUGUUUGAUCCAGAUGCUAACACAUGGAGGUUGUACGGCGGGAUGAACUACCGGCGGCUGGGUGGAGGCGUGGGGGUUAUCAAAAUGACACACUGUGAAUCCCAUAUAUGGUAAGCUUCCAGAGGGAGGGAGUCCCCUGGCUUCUCAUUCCUAGAAAAACUGAAGAGACUUGUUGACACUGGACCUCUUUGCAGCUCUAGUAUGCACGGUCUAGAUCCAAUGUAACUCUUUGCCGGUGAACUCCUUCUAUGGAAUUAUAAAAAUGGACUUCUGUGAGUGUGCCCAGCGGGAGACCACGUUGUCAGACUCCAGGGAACCACUGGACAAAAGUAGAAGUGUUCCUUAUGUCCGUGUUUUUUCUAAAUAGUUCUACAUUUUUUGAAUAAACCAAACUGUUAACAGUUAUUGUAGCGUAAAGGAUGGUGAUGUAGAGCCUACACUCUGUACUUAGGAGUCUGACCAGGAGGAGGGAGCAGUGGGUGUGGCAGCUGUUUGGUGGGUGAAAGAGAAAAAGUGAUACAGAAAACAAUGUUUUUGCCUUAUUUACAAAGAGCUUCAAAAAAAAGUGCUUGACCUGCAAGAUGCCACCUUUGCACAGAGUAUAUUUAUUUUUUCAUUUGAUUUGUAUCAUGUAUUUCCUUUGUAUCGCUCACAGCGAUGAUUCCAGCUUUUUAUAUACAUCUCUAUGUGUGCAUAUAUAUAUAUGUAUUUUAUAUAUAUAUGUAUAUGUGUGAUUUGAAUUUCAACCAGCUGGUGGUUUGGGCAGGGCUGUGUCCUGCCAGCUACUGUGGUUCCAACCCUUGUGGUAUGAUUUGAGGUCUCUUAGAGGAGAGCUGUGGGAUGGGUACCCUGAGCGUCUUUUCAGAAUUGAGCCUCUAAUCUCUCGAUUGAAUCAGUGAAGCGCCCAAAAAGGGUGAGAGGAAAAAGGUUUCAAACGAUGCCUUUUUACUGUACAAAAGUUCAGCUUUUGUCUCUCCCCUGUAUGUGAACCUGUGCUGGUUUGAAGGUAAACUAGCUGGAGAAAUUAACCCCCACACAAAUACCUUGCAAGAGAUUUCAAGUCAGAGUUACAAUUUAAUAGAAAGAUUAUAAUAAAUGCAGUGAAUACAGAAAGUCUGGCUUAAAACCUCCAGAGUACAACCUGACAUCCUGUUGGUCAGAGUGGCGGUAGCAGUCCCAAUUAAACGGUGGUUGCAGUCCCAGUGGAGUGAUGGAUGUGGUCUUGUCAAAAGCAGUGGUCCUGUGAAAAGGUCUGGUCCUUCUCUGGAUGUCCAGUGGUGGUGGCUGUGUCCAAGUCCCCAAACCCCCAGAUUCUAUACCCUCCAAGUCCAGGCAGGAAUGUUCAGUCCCUCCCUCAGGGCAGGGAGUUUCACAGUGGAACAAUGUAAUCCUAUGAGUCAUAGGACAUUUUGGGGAGUCCUUGAUGACCCAUUGGCAGAGAUGACCCCCCUUAGGCUGGGUGUAGUUGUCACUUUGUGAAGACAAAGAGAACACUACCCAGCUCACAGCUGUUACAAAUGGCCCACCAUUAAUACUUCAUCAGGAAUAGUGUAGAUGGGUGUAGAAUACAUGGUUUGGCUACACCCAUACUGGUACUUUCUCCUGUAACCACUGACAGAACCUAAAACCAACCAGUUAUAGCUCACUUCUAAAAGCCAUUUUCCUCCUGUUGCCUGCUCGAUACCAGUUCUUGUCUGACGCAGGGUGCAGGUAUCACGUGUUAAUGCUGGCUUCUUGUGUUCUUGCUGGAAGGGCAGACCCGCAGCCAGCCUCUUCCUGCUGAAAAGCUUAGACCAGCCUCACCUCAGCUGCCCUCUUGUCUGUCUCUAGAAUUCCUACCAUGAGACAGUACAAUCUCUUUGAGUGAUUUUUGUGCACUUUGCCUGUGUAUGGUUAGAGCAGAAAAAGGUGUGAGGCUCAUUUAAGAGUUUGGAGAGGAAGGGCUGUUUGCUAGCACUGUGAAUAACUGUGGAAUCUCCCCGGGGGGGGGCAGAGGAGGGAAGAACUCAAGACUCAACAGUUCUGUUUGUACUGUAAUUUCUAUUGAGUAUGGAAGAAUGACCUUUUGUACCUGAUCUAACUGUGGACCUUGCCAAAUCUGAUUUUGAAAAAGAGGACUGUAAAUUCUUGAGAUGAAGAAAGGAUUGCUGACAUCUUAAGUUAACUUCUUAGUUUGAUUCAUGUAACUCAGACUUUAAUGUGCUUGAAUAUAGUAAAAAAUACAUUACAGUCAUAAAUGGGACAUUAAAAGGUUUUUAAAAGCUCCUUUCCCCCUAAAGGUCGGUAUUCUUGUGUUUACAUAUGAAGAUCAUUUGCACCUUUACAAGGAAAACAAGUAUUCUGUAAACAAAUGUUUACAUGUAUCAUUUAUGCUUUUUUCUAGCAUGAGUAACUUGUAUAAAUAGUGCUAUCUUAAUAAAUUUCUUCUAUGCUGUU
Messenger RNA from Corvus hawaiiensis (hawaiian crow), 5403 nucleotides. It is a transcript of the gene KLHL20, whose product is annotated as kelch like family member 20. Bases 1252 to 3081 code for a protein of 609 amino acids. NCBI's taxonomy places the organism in Eukaryota, Metazoa, Chordata, Aves, Passeriformes, Corvidae. The transcript has 13 exons. Gene Ontology annotation, molecular function: protein binding. The record is from RefSeq and is a predicted model, not a curated record.